Molecule: messenger RNA, 1371 nt
Organism: Megalopta genalis
Lineage: Eukaryota; Metazoa; Arthropoda; Insecta; Hymenoptera; Halictidae
Biological process (GO): signal transduction; phosphatidylinositol phosphate biosynthetic process; inositol metabolic process
Molecular function (GO): inositol monophosphate 1-phosphatase activity
Source: RefSeq, a predicted model, not a curated record
UAAUCACCCUCAUUAUCAACAACCUUUUUUCAUUUAGUAUGCAAAAAUUAGUAUUUUCCAAAAAAAUAGAAAUACUGACAAAGCGCAGAAACGACACCACUUUCCGGCCCCCCUAAUAUUUUGCACACGGGCUCCGACCCGGCGAACACGCUGGCUAGGAGAAAGGAAUGCAGUUUGAAGAAGCAGCGUUGGGAUAAGUCUCGAACUUCAAACGGUUCCUUGAAUAUCGAUUGAUAGCGCGACGCGUUAGAUAAGAAACGAGACCGAAUGUUUAAGUUCAGCCACCUAUGUCGUUCGCGCGGUUCUCUGUCGCCGGUGAUAGUGAUAAGAGAAUCGCUGCCAGCGAGCCGUGUGCCGGAUCGAUCAGUCGUUCCAUCGAGAGCCUCAGCGACAAUGUCGAGCAGACAGGACAUCAGGAAUUACUUCGAGUUCGCCAGGGAGUUAACCCUGAAAGCUGGCGAGAUAUUCAAAUGCGGCUUCGAAGGUGAGAAAGACGUGAGGACCAAGAAGCACGAGUGGGACCUGGUCACGGAAUACGACAAGAAGAUAGAGGAUCUGUUGAUCACGCAAUUGAAAGAGAAGUUCCCCGAUCACGAAUUUAUCGGCGAGGAAUCGGCCACCGAUGGAAGAUCGAUCGAGCUCACCGACAAACCGACAUGGAUCAUAGAUCCCAUCGACGGGACGAUCAAUUACGUGAACUCGUUCCCUUACACCUGCAUCUCGAUCGGCCUGGCGAUCUGCAAGGAGAUCGUCGUCGGAAUCGUUUACAAUCCUCUGACACCCGAAUUGUACACUGCUGUGAAAGGGGAGGGAGCGUUUCUGAACGGCAAGCCUAUCAAAACAUCGAACGUGGACGAGUUGAGGAAGGCUUUGAUCGAAAUGGAGGUGUUCUCCCUGAGGCACAAGGGGAAGAACAGGGACAUCAAAAUGGCCAGAUUCGAAACCAUGCUCGAGCUAGCACGGGGUAUCAGGUUCACAGGAUCAGCCGCGCUCGCGUUAGCAUACAUAGCGAAAGGUGCAUUGGAUUGCUUUCAAAUGGACGUACUUCAGCCUUGGGACGUUGCAGCGGGCGUGUUGCUUAUUCGUGAAGCUGGUGGCUCGAUAGGCAGCAUAAAAACAUCUGAAUUCGAUCUAAUGAAACCGGACAUACUCGCGGCUGCGAACGAAACCUUGGGGACAGAGCUGAAGAAUGUGUUCGUGAACACGGACUUGAAGACGAUGCGCAAGAGAUUAACCAGAACCUGAUCUAAUUGUCGUUUCGAUCGAGGAUUCUUUAUACUGAAACUCGCGAGUCCGAUUGUUGGGCAAUCGGGGAAACACUCGUCGAGUCCUUGCGGAACGAAUAAAAACGUUGUUACAUUUUUUUCAGAA